Messenger RNA from Eurypyga helias (sunbittern), 2092 nucleotides. It is a transcript of the gene N4BP2L2, whose product is annotated as NEDD4 binding protein 2-like 2. Gene Ontology annotation, biological process: negative regulation of transcription by RNA polymerase II. Gene Ontology annotation, molecular function: transcription corepressor activity. The transcript is spliced from 5 exons. Lineage: Eukaryota; Metazoa; Chordata; Aves; Eurypygiformes; Eurypygidae. The record is from RefSeq and is a predicted model, not a curated record. Gene Ontology annotation, cellular component: nucleus. The coding region runs from base 1 to 1935 and encodes 644 amino acids.
AUGCUUCAUGCUGAAAGUAGAGUAAGGCUCUUGGAGUAUCAGGAUGAAAUCACAAUUGAACCAUGUCCUAAAAAAAUGAAGUCAACAGAAGGAGCUGACGAGAAACUCUCUGAUGAUGAUAACCAAGGUGUUCAAGAGGAGGUAGAUGCUGAGAGACCCUUGGAUGAUUUGAUACCAGCGUGUGCCUCAGAUAACCAAGGGCAACAUGAAAUGCAGAAGCAAGAGGAAAUACCUGCUGGUGUCUUGGGAACAUCGAAUGAAGUGCUCCCUGUAUAUGAUCUGGUGCUCAGUCAGCCGAUUGAUUCAGCAACUGUGCCAAACAUAAAUCCUCCAUUUGCACCAAUAAAUGACACUGAAGUUGAAGAAAAUAAAGGCCCUUUUAUUACAAAUAAUGCUGGUGAAGAUAACAUUAGAAAUAGCAGUACAUCAUUCUCAGUAAGUAGAAAUGCAUCAGAUGAAGAGUUUUUUACAAGCAAAGAAUUUAUCGGACCGAUAUAUAAGCCUGCUGAAAGUAACAAACAGGACAAAUCCGGCAGUUGCAAUGAAUGCCGAAGCGGUGAGGGAGAUCAGAAUGAAUUGCAUGAAAACAGAGAUAAAAGAAACGAGGAAAAGAAGAUGCAGACCAUUUCUUCUGCUGUACCAAAAAUAGAUGAUGAACUGGACCAGUUCUAUAAAGAAAUUCACCAGCUGGAAAAUGAAAAUUUGGAUACCGAUUUCCAGGAGAAAGAAACUGAAACUUCUCAGGAACAAUACUCUCCGUCUGAUGGUAAUCAAACCUCACAAGAGGAUUAUCAGCGUAGAUUGUUGGGCAGCCCACAACCAUUUUAUGGGAAUGGACAGUGUUUCUUUGGGCAGCAGAAUAGUCAGGAAACAAGCAACGGGCAGCAGUUUGUCAUGGAAACAAGUGGCUGGAAAACAGAAGAUACCUUUAAUGAGCAACUAGAUUCUAAAUAUUGGAACUACUCAGUGCCUGAAUUCAGACCUGCUUGGCAGUCAACAGAGUCUUUUAUAGCACCUCAGGGACUUCUUCCUCCUAGAUUCAGUCAUCAGUCGCAUUUUCCAGUACUUAAUUCCCCACCACAGAACACAAAUGCUUUCCCUUCUCCAAAUGGUGAACUUCCUUACAAAAAUUAUCAUGGUUACCAUGGAAAUACUGAUAUCAACAAUCAUGAUCUGUUGCUUGAUCAAAGUACCAACUAUGCUGGUCAUAUUGGUAUUCAUACUACUCAGGUCUUCAGAAAUGGAAAUAAUGACCGGAACGGACUCCAAAAUAAUGGUUUCUGUGAAACCAGGGAAGAGAUUUGGAAGGAUCUAAAAGCUGACAGUACAGAAGGAAUGCACAUCUUUUCUUCCUUGCAGUUACCUGAAGAAAGAUUCAGUUGUUCACAGAAAUUCCUCCUGAUCUUAAGAGGCCUACCUGGUUCAGGGAAAUCAACACUUUCUCGUAUUCUGCUGGGUCAAAGUCGUGAUGGCAUUGUAUUCAGCACUGAUGAUUAUUUUCGCCAACAAGAUGGAUAUACGUAUAAUGCUGCGCAGCUUGGUGAUGCCCAUGACUGGAACCAGAAGAGAGCAAAGCAAGCGAUGGAGCAGGGGAUAUCUCCAGUUAUAAUAGACAACACUAAUACUCAAGCCUGGGAAAUGAAGCCAUAUGUGGAAGCGGCUCUGGAAAGGGGAUAUGGAGUGGAGUUCCAUGAGCCAGAUACUUGGUGGAAGUUUGAUCCUGAAGAAUUAGAAAAGAGGAAUAAACAUGGGGUCAGUCGUGAGAAGAUUGCUCAGAUGUUGGAACGAUAUGAAUAUCAAAUAUCCAUACCUAUUGUCAUGAAUUCGGUGGUACCUCCCCACAAAAACACUCAAAGGCCACCUCCGCAGCGAAGACAUAGGUGGGGAGGCAAUACAAACUCGUGGGAUUCUUACAGUAUUUCCAGUAGCCGAUAACACACGUGCAGUCAGUUAAUAAAAAUCUGUUCCUUGCCUUUCUAAAACACAUCAUCGCCUCCAAUGAAGUAGUGGAUCUUCUCUGUUUUAAAUAGGCCUAUUUCAAGAUCAUUUUCUUCUGGAGGUUGUUACCCACUUACAUGUAAAUAAAAUUGUA